Molecule: messenger RNA, 1465 nt
Organism: Gilbertella persicaria
Lineage: Eukaryota; Fungi; Mucoromycota; Mucoromycetes; Mucorales; Choanephoraceae
Product: Ssl1-like-domain-containing protein
Exons: 5
Coding region: 35-1261 (408 amino acids)
Biological process (GO): nucleotide-excision repair; DNA-templated transcription; regulation of transcription by RNA polymerase II
Cellular component (GO): transcription factor TFIIH holo complex; transcription factor TFIIH core complex
Molecular function (GO): zinc ion binding
Source: RefSeq, a predicted model, not a curated record
CUUUUGACUACGACAGUCCUUUUCACUUGUUAUAAUGGGCCCUCGCAAACCAGUAGACGAUGAAUAUAUUGAUGUAGAUGAUACCUAUGACGGCAAUCAAGAUGAUGAUGCUGGCAAUGGAGGUUAUGCUUGGGAAGAAGAAUACAAGCGAAGUUGGGAUAUUUUACAGGAAGAUGCAGAAGGUCGUCUAAGUAGUGUUGUCUCUCAGUUGCAGCAACAAAGAAAGCGUCGAAGACUUUUAAAAGAUACAGCUAUUAUUCAACGUGGUAUUAUUCGACACUUGUUUCUUGUGAUUGAUUUAUCUGAAGCCAUGAAUGAAAAGGAUUUACGACCAAGUCGCGUUGAACUCACAUUGACCUAUGCUCAGCAAUUCGUGAUAGAGUUUUUUGAUCAGAACCCAAUUUCACAGCUUGGCAUCAUCGUGACUCGAGACGGAAUAGCAGAGAAAUUGACUGAAUUAAGCGGGAAUCCCACAGAUCAUAUCAGAGCCAUUAAAUCAAAAAAGAAUACAGAAACAAGUGGUGAGCCCUCACUGCAGAAUGCUUUACAACUGGCUAGAGCAAGUAUGUUGGGUGUUCCCAGUCAUGGAUCUAAAGAAGUUUUGCUGCUAUUCGGAUCUUUGACGACAUGCGAUCCAGCAGAUAUACACGAAACAGUAGAUUUACUCAAGAAAGAGAUGAUACGUGUGAAUAUUGUUGGGCUUGCUGCUGAAGUACAAAUUUGUCGUUUGAUGGCUGAAUCUACAAAAGGCACAUACGGUGUUGUAUUGAAUGAGGCUCACUAUAAAGAUUUACUGUUUGAAGUAGUCCCCCCACCAGCAGUGUUACCAAACAAGAAUACAUCCAAUUUAGUCAUGAUGGGAUUCCCAAAACGACUUAUGGAAGAACACGCCACAUUUUGUGUUUGUCAUUCCAAACUGACAUUAGGAGGCUAUGUUUGCCCCAGAUGUAAAUCCAAAAUAUGCGAAUUACCUAGUGAUUGUGAUAUUUGUGGCUUAACAUUAGUGUCAUCCCCACACUUGGCAAGAUCCUAUCACCAUUUAUUCCCUGUGCAUAAUUUCGAUGAAAUCAAAAACAAUAAUCACGGAACGCAUUGUUUCUCUUGUUUGACACAAUUCGACAAACAAGAAACAUCGGGAGGCAAAUUUUCUUGUCCAAAAUGUGCCCAAGAAUUCUGUUCGGAAUGCGAUAUUUUUGUUCAUGAAGUAUUACACAACUGUCCUGGUUGUUGGAGUGUAGGAAAGAAGACCAGUGGUGCUUAAUGUCUCGGGAAAUUAGUGGGUUUACAAGAAAGGGCAAGAGGCAGAUCAUUUUUCUAAUUGAUGAAACUUAACUACUCCUUUCUAUUCCUUUUAUUUCCUUUCAUGUCUAUUAACCCUUGUAGAUAAAAUAAGCUCAUACAUUUUUUUUCUCUAUAUAAAGGACCUGUUUUUUUUUUCUUUUUCCUUUUUGUUCUUCUUUACUUU